AUGCUGCUGCUGCUGCUGCUGCUGCUGCUGCUGCUCCUGCCGGAGGAGGUGACUCAGCUGCUGCAGGCUGUGGCCACGGAGCAGCUCAAGGCAUGGCCAGCAGACGAGGACGAUGUCGAUUCACGCUUGAAGCUCCUCUUCGAUGCUACUGCGCCAGAGCGCUUGGCGAACGUGUCGCAGACCAGGCGGCGCCAGGUCCAUGCCCUCGGGGUGCCCACUGCCAGCCGAAAAAGCAGCACGGCCACGCGAUCUCCUGACGCAGACUUCGGAGAGGAGGUGAUCCUUCAGAAUGGCUUCAGAGUGUUCUUGAAGGAGACGGAUCUGUUCGAGGACGAGAUCUUAGUGAAAGGCCGGCGGUGGGGAGGACUCUCCGAGUUUCAAGAAAGUGGCAUGUUCAGCGGAGGCAUCAGCUGCGAAGCGCAGGUGAACUCCAUGUGCGCGAUGAUGCUUGGCAUUUGCGGAUUGCCAGCCGAAUCCAUGCAGGAGUGCCUUGAGGGUCGGCGAGUUGAUCCGAGCCCACCGAGUAUGGAGGCUUACACCACCUCCUUGGAUGCAUCCUCUUCUCCGGCUGACUUUGAGGUGCUCCUGACCUUGCUGGCGCUGCUCUUCUUGAAGCCGGUGUCGCCAGGUCAGGGCACCUCCGGGAGGCUCUCCUUGGUGAAGCUGGGCCUCCUGGCUUGGCGCUUGGCGGAAGACCGAGAUCCGCAGAGCAAGUUCCGCCGUCGUAUGCAAAGUGCCAUCACCGGCAACCAUCCGUAUACUUGGCUGCCGAGUCUCUGGCGGAUCCUGCGCUUGAACUUCCGGAUCGCCUCCCAGAUCUUCAACGAGCGCGCGUCGAUGCCCCGUGAGUGGACCUUGGUGCUCGUGGGCCGACUGCCACCUCGAAGCGAGCUGCUGCCGCUCUUGGAGACUUAUUUGGGCAGCAUCCCGAAUGGGGAGAGCGGCGCGAGCAGCCAGCGCCCCGAAGAUCUGCAGAUGCGGCAGGCGGUGACUCCUCUAGAAAUCGAUUUUCCAGCCAAAUCAGUGCGAGAAGAUGUGCACUUGCACAUGGUUGAGCCAAAGGGCAGUACGGUUCUGUGCUUCCCACUGCAGAUGGUGUCGGUAUCGGAGGCUAAGUCGGUGGAGGCUUGCUCCGAAGAGCUCCGCGAGCUCAUGCGGCUCCAGCUCAUGGUGCGGCUCCUGGAGACCCGCUUGGUGGAAGUCCUUCGUUUCCAGCGUGGCCAGGUCUACAGCGUGUCCGUGGGCACCGACCUUUCAUUGGCGCCACCGCAAAUGGGCAAACCGCGCCACGGAACAUUGAGCAUCAGCUUCGAGUGUGACCCGGCAGAGUCGGACGAGCUCGUCGCAGCGACACAAGCGGAGUUGGAUUGCCUGAAAGAUGGCUCCACAGAGUUCACGGAAGCAAACGUUGCAGCAGCGCUGGAGCAGGAUUCUCGUGAGUUUGAGGAGCUGAUCCACACCAACGGUUGGUGGGCUGGCACAAUGCUGGACCUUUAUUUCUCCCGUUGCUACGUGGCUUUCGGGGAGAUUGGCAAGCAGGAGAGAGCUGCGCGAUUCUGCAGCCACACCGAGUACGGGGGCCUCGCUGUACUUUGCGUGUACUCCUUCCAGGUUCGGUUCCGCGACAUAGGUGAGAACGGGGGACAAGUCUGCCGAAUCGAUCCACCGCAAGACCAUCGUUGGGGGAUCCUGCUCCCCUACGCAAGUUUGAAGCACUACCUGCACGACGGCGACUUCGGCUUGAUCGUGGUGGUUCGCCACAAGGUGGGCCGAAACGAGCCCGUGAGGCUCACUCACUGGAGGAGGGCCGUGAGAAUCAUGACAGACCGCCACUGCAGCAUGGAACACGCAGUCAAAAGGGUCACGGACAUUCGCAAGCAUCUCGAGCUCCUUGAAGGCAAGUUCGCCACAGCCACGUUUUCGACCUCCUCCAGCACGCGGACGACGGCAGGUGGGGGACCGGAUUCCAAUAACCGCCCCGCCGUCGUGGUCGGUGGAUGGGAUGCUGACCAAAGUGCAAGUGACACGCUUCGCAUGGCUAAAGAGCACAUUGCAAGCCUCGAGAUCGACCUGGACACCGAAGAGGCCUUUGUACCAGGGCUUCGACGUGGCUUCGCCAUUGUGCCGGUGAACAACAGAAGCGGGGAAAGUGACAUGGACUUCAGGGCGGCAAUGAGCGAAAGCCCCGAGCGCCGCAAGCGGGCACAAUUUGCCGGGAAAGUGAAACGUCUUGUUCUUGAACUGGAUGGAGACAAGCGACAGCUAGACGUCGAGUUCGGCACAGGCAACAUCUGGCAUGGGCAAGUGCGAGUUGCUUCCGCUGUCAGUACGGCUCCAAUUGGGGCGGCUUCUACCCGCGUGGGCUGGGUGCACCUUGCCACCAUAGCUAGCCAGAUGGGAGUCUCCGACAGCUCGCUCACGACAAAGUGGACCAAGUCCUCCAACUUCUAUGUGACCUACGCCGAGAACGAAUUCAACCUUUCCACCUUGACUUUGUCCUUUCUUUGCACUGUCCGGGCACCCCACCAUGCAACCAUACUGCUGACAGCGGCAAUCACCGAAGCCUGGAGCUCUCAUGUGCUCAAGUAUGACAAGGCAAUCCUUGGUUGGGACGUGAACGAGACCUUCACGCCGGGCCUCCACCGACCUUGCACUAACUCUACAACUGGGCGCGGGGAACAACUACUGCUAUGGCUGGCAAAGCUUGGAUGGCAAGUCCCAGAGCAGCAGUUGGCAAAACACUCCUUCUUCCCUUACAAUACAGCGAUGCCAUGCCGCCGCCUCGACUACGUCUGCACGCGGAACCUCCAGAACAGAAACGGGGACGUGUUGCAACUCCGGGACUUCGCCAGAAGUGACCACGAACCGGUUUGUCCUCGAGAUCGAGACGAAAGGGCAGCGACAGCAACGCACAGCUCCACGAGCAAAGCCUUGGGGGACAAGACAACUCCGUGGGACGAACGCAAACAAACCUGGAAAACAAUGCAGAAACUACGACGCCGAGAACACAAAGAAUGGAAGACAUGCAAGUUCAACCUGGCCGGCAAGGGCUACUGGAAGUCCAAGAAGGAUGUAGAUGGGGACGGAGGCAACAACUCCUGGGAAUCGGGAACUCAGCCUGAACUCCGCGACCACUUCGACAAGAUCUUCCACAAAAAGCCCAUGGACACCGUGCAAGCAAAGAUAGACGAGGUAUGGCAUCGGUUGACCGUGCAAUGCAAGAAGACGCCAUGGAUCCGUUUUGACCAUGAAGAGCUCAAAGCUGUGAGAAAGAAGUGGAAAAAUGGGAAAUCGUGUGGACCGGACAGCAUAUCGCACGAAGCACUGAAGGGCCGUGGGGGGACAGAAAUCUGGGCCAACAAGCUCCUCUACAUUCUCAAUGACCUUCUCUACGUUGCCAAGUUACCCGAAGCAGUUGAACGAGGCAUUACGGUGCUCUUGGCGAAGAAAGCGACACCAGCCGACUGGAAGGACACACGACCGAUAACCUUGGACCUUCUCACAGUUGAUUAUCCGACGUGUCGCCCAUCAUGUGCAGAUUCCGUCACGAUUGCAAUGGAGUCGACGACACCGUCAAGGCGUAGAACUCAUACUGAUCCUUCGCAAAGUCUGUCGUACGGCCCACCGAUGUUCCUCGCCAAACUUGACAUACGGAAAGCCUUUGACUCAGUGUACCAGGAGGCACUGGCAGAGGAGAUUUCCCGCGAUGUGGGGGACACAGGGGGACAACCUUCUGGGUGUCCCUGCUUCACGCGCAGAAGAUCCACAUUGUCUUCCGAGGGGAGCACUUUGCCGUUCACCAAUCCAACGGCGUGCGGCAAGGUUCUCCAGAUAGCCCAAUAG
Messenger RNA from Symbiodinium sp. CCMP2592, 3843 nucleotides. The record is from the annotation of a GenBank genome assembly. Lineage: Eukaryota; Dinophyceae; Suessiales; Symbiodiniaceae.